Messenger RNA from Seminavis robusta, 2783 nucleotides. The record is from the annotation of a GenBank genome assembly. NCBI's taxonomy places the organism in Eukaryota, Bacillariophyta, Bacillariophyceae, Naviculales, Naviculaceae.
CUGUUGUGAAUGCUGUUUUUCUGGGGGUCGUGAUCCAGAAUUACAUAGCUUGGGUUUGAGGGUGAAAGGGAUAGAGGCAUUGGAGUUAUUAGUAUGGUAUUGGACAUACCGGUACAUUCAUGGAGCACCUCGAGCAAGGCCAAAAUCGGUGGGACUGCAACGGCAUUCGGUACCCAGAUUUUUCGUUCUAAAACGUUUGUUAGUCGAAUGAGUCGUUGAGUCGAGACUCGGUGUCAUCAAUGUUGCCCGGAACAAAAAGACAAAAGAGACCAAAGGAACCCUGGUAAUACAUACUCUCUAGUACCACCUCCUGAUAUAUCCAACACUCGAUCCACAGACAGAGCUCUAGCUAACAAGAAGGAUAGAAAGAAAGACAAUAUGCUGAGAGUAAUUCUACGGCACACUCGCAACGCGUUUCUGUUUGCUUGUUGUGUGCUAUUGCUGUGUUCCUUUCAUCGGCUGUGGCGGUAUGACUUUGAUGAUCAACACAACAACCACCCUACUAGUAGUAGUCAGGAAGGCGAUGUCCUGCUAGAAGAUCACUUUGUAUUUUGGGAUGGGAUACCGGCAUGGGAACGAUCGCUGGAAGCACGCAGUAACAACCAUGCAGUCCUCUCGAAACUCAUGUCGUAUACCAACCUCAACUAUGCCAUCCUGUUAGCCUUUAAGCGUCACAAUAACAACAACAACAGUCCUUCGGUCGAAUCGGCAUCUACCAGUUCUGAUAGAACCACUGCUACAACGAGAGACCGUGUCCCAGAGUCAGCAGUACUUGUAGAGAAACCUGCUAUGACUGCCACUACCAGCAUUGUAUCCAAGGAAGAUGCCGUCACAGUGCCCAGACCCAAACAACAAGAUAGUGAGAAAGAUACCCAACAAGAAUCUAUUACUACUACUACUAGUGAGAAAGAAGAUGACGAGAAACAACAAACAGGACCGCCAACUACCACUACCAGUACCACUACCACUACCAGUACCAUUAAAAGUACACAAGAAGAAGUCCCAACCGCCACACCACGACCUUUGGAAGAAGCCAAAAUCAUCUUUAAGCGUCAAAUACGACACGGAAAACAACGGCAGACUCGCAAGAAGAAGUCACACAAGCACAAACAGACAAAAGUACCAGAUGCCUCCACUCCACAAGACAACACCCAUACUACCAAUCCACCACUACCACCAAGUACUGCCUCCAAUCCCCCCAAGAUUGGAUUCAUCUUGCACUUGCCCAGUUGCGAUCGAGACGCCAUUGCCAGUUGGAUCGCCACGUGGAACGAACAGGCACUCGAUCAACCCUUUCUCUUUCAUGUCCUAUUGGGUCCCAAUGUCUCCAAGACGUGUCUCGAACAACUCCAAGUCAGACUCUCACAACUCAAUAAUCAUCAUCGAGAUGGGAUGAUGGUCUUUCAAGUCUCGCAAGAUGCCCCGUUGGCGCUCGCCUUGCAAACGUGUCAGGACAAUUUGCUCGAGCAACAUGCCAAAAUAUUAUCAUCAGUAGUAGUGUUGGACGAACUUCUUUACUACGAUCAUUCCAAAGCCAAAGGACGACUGCGUUCCAGUGCCAUGAUGCGGCGGUUCACUACUCGCGACAACAAGAGUGUCUUUACAUGUACUGGUGGGGGGCAACAACAGCCCUCCUUUUGCGAUGAUUCCGUCCUGGAAUGUCCCUGGUUUCAGUAUUCACCGUCCAACAACAACAAUCCAGAAUCACCACCGGACCGCACGGAAACACCCAAAGUGGAGGCGGCAGUGUUAUAGCCGUCACAAAGCAAAGCAAAACGCUAUAAAUUGGGACACACUGCGACGAAACGAGCGAAUACGAACCGCCUCCUCGCUUAAUCAUUAUCAAAACGUAUACCGUACAUGCAUGGGUAUUAGGAAUUGGCCUGUACCUGGUACCGUACAGUCAGUGAGUAGACACUUGUAGCUCGCUAGCUAGCUAGUAUAGACGCGCAAGUUCUUGGCCAAGCAAAGAAUGGCAUCGUUCCUUUCCUUCGGAGCUACCUGCCUGGCUGGACAUGCGAGUCUCACCCUUACUAAUACAGUACGUGCUGUACAGCCACCAUAACAUGAGCCUCUGUUGCGCCCUCUCUCCAAGUAAGUCGUUCUUUAAGAAAGUAAGGGAUUUCCGAGGCCAGCCAAGGUGCUGGUAUGGCAUCAUCACGGGAACAAGAACCGCGGGUGGCACCAUGAUCAUUAUCGUUUCCUCUAUUAUAUUGCAUACUACGUCCAUCCGCCGUCAUGGCAGCCAGUUUGGAACACAGCCAGCCAAGCAGAGGGAAGGCCUCUGGAUGACACUCACACAAGAAUACUGGACAUCCUUCGUUUCGGCUUUCUUGAGCAAAGGUAAAUGGUAAUAGCAGGAUUGCUGGUACUGUGCAACCAGAGCGAAGGCAUCUGGCGUGGCUUGCAAGCGAAUACAAUGAAACUCUUGCUCCUUCCGUAGAUAGUUUCCCUACUCUAAAACCCCCGUUUUAUUUUCAUAAGGUGUGCCUGAAUGAUGGGAUGAGGGGCUUCGAUUCGAUUCAUCAUUCUGUGGAUCCAACUGUUGCAGUUGGUGCGGUCGUGGUUGCGCGGGAGUCAAGAGUCGAACGGACAAGCACCACGGUGGGAGUGGCGGAAACAACCGUUUUGGGUUGGCGCACCUCUUCGUCUUGGUCAGGUUCCAGCAACUCACCACCAUCCAUCCUACUCGACUCCAUGUAUUGCUCAACGCAUAUCUAUCCCGCAAAGCUCAUGAUGCCAAAAAUUUGAGAGUCAGCAAAGCAAUUCAGGCGAAACAGCGU